GGGAAAAUUCUGCCGGUCAAAGCAUGAAAACGGAAAAACACCAAAAUCACGGACUCUACUCUCCCCACUCGCAACAUGGUACAGUGGAGUCUCUUUUCAUUUGAAAAUCUCCACUCUCUUUUGAUAAACUUCCGCCGAUUUGCUUGACCACCGCGUCUCCGCUUCGUCCUCGUAAUUACCCCUUUCUAAACCCAUUUUCAAACCUUAAACCCGAAUCAUCUGCUCGGUUUGAACACCCCCAAGUUGUUCUCCCAUCAGUUUCAGUACGUAUACAAGUGUAUACUUUUACGUUUAAAUGUACGAAAUAAAUGGCUAGAGUACUUAUUAGGCAAUUAAUGAGAUUGAAGGAGAAUGGACUUUGAUGUUCGGUAAUUACUGCAGUUGUUUUGAUCAGAAUUUUGGGUCAGGCGUUUAUCCUAGUGGGUCUCUGUCAUUUUUUGGAUCAAGAACUGUGUGCAGAAAAAGAGGAGUUUUUUAAGGGAUAAAAGAAUGACGAGUAUAACGGAUGCUACAAUAAUUCAUCAUGUGGCCAUUGUUUUGCUGCUACUAUGGUUGCUUAAUUCCUUCGAUUGUUGCCACCCUUUUGCUUACUUCCUCUCCCUCAUCUAUCUCUACAUGGUUCAUGAGCAGUAUGUGACUAAAUUACGAAGGAAACUACAGUUUGAGGAGAAAAGACAGUCUUCUCAGCGCCGAGUCCUUUCAGACUCCGAAUCAGUGAGAUGGUUAAACUAUGCGAUUGAGAAGAUAUGGCCUAUCUGCAUGGAGGAGAUUGUUUCACAGAAAAUUCUCCUCCCAAUCAUUCCAUGGUUUAUGCAAAAGUACAAACCCUGGACUGCUAAAGAAGCUGCAAUUCAGCAUCUCUACUUAGGAAGAAAUCCACCUAUGUUCACAGAAAUGAGGGUUCUUCGUGAAUCUACUGGAGAUGAUCACUUGGUCCUGGAGUUGGGGAUGAAUUUUCGUACUGCUGAUGACAUGAGUGCAAUUCUUGCGGUGAAACUGAGAAAAAGGUUGGGCUUUGGGAUGUGGGCGAAGUUGCAUCUGUUGGGCAUGCAUGUUGAGGGAAAGGUCUUGGUUGGGGUAAAGUUCUUAAGGAAGUGGCCGUUUAUCAGUCGGUUGCGGGUGUGCUUUGUGGAGCCUCCUUAUUUUCAGAUGACUGUGAAGCCAAUUUUCACACAUGGGCUUGAUGUAACAGAACUUCCUGGAAUUGCUGGAUGGAUGGAUAAACUACUUGCUGUUGCCUUUGAGCAGACACUUGUCGAGCCCAACAUGCUGGUGGUGGAUGUUGAGAAGUUUGUGUCGCCGCAACCAGAAAACUGGUUCUCGGUUGAUGCUAAGGAGCCCAUUGCUUUUGUUAUUUUAGAAGUUCUUGAAGCAGCUGACAUGAAGCCGUCAGAUUUAAAUGGAUUGGCUGAUCCAUAUGUUAAGGGACACCUUGGCCCCUACAGAUUCAGGACUAAAACUAAGAAGAAGACAUUGACUCCACAGUGGAAUGAGGAGUUCAAGGUUCCAGUCUGUACAUGGGAGUCUCCUAACAACAUGCUCAAUGUAGAAGUUCGUGACAAGGACCGUUUUAUUGAUGAUACAUUGGGAGAUUGUUCCAUCAACAUCUGUGAUUUUAGGGAUGGGCAGAGGCGUGAUAUGUGGCUGUCUCUUCAGAACAUUAAAAUGGGGAGAUUGCAUCUUGCCAUAACUGUUGUUGACUGUAGCAAAAAGGACGCAGAGCAGUCAUAUGAGCGAGGAAGCGUGGACGAUGAACAGGAUAUCAAAUCUGCUGAAAUGGAUACAACUGAGCAAAGCUCCUUAACCACUGAAUCAGCCGAUAAAUCAUCAAAAACUGCAGAUAAGUAUGAACCUAUUAAUAUCGAAGGGCAGCAGGAGACUGGUAUAUGGGUACACCACCCAGGGAGUGAAGUAGCACAAGUCUGGGAACCAAGAAAGGGAAAAAGCAGGGUUGAUGGGGAAGUUCUUGGCGUGCGUGGUGAUUCCAAGGGAAGUUUAAAGUCAACAGCAGGGGGCUCCACUUACAAUGAUGAGUGCAGGUCUGAUGGAAGUGUUAAUGGAAGUAAGCCAGAUUCUCCUAGUCGAAUUCACAGGGGUUUACAUAAGAUCAGCUCGCUUUUCCACAGAAGUCCUAGACACGAGGAUAAGUCAGGCAAUCUUGGAGAACCUGAGACAUCUCAACACGAGAAUCUUAGGGCAGUUAGUGCCAAGGAAAUUGGGGUGAAGAUUAUAGUGGAUGACACAGUUUCCCUUUCAUCAUUGGCCACAGCACCUACAGAAGAUGGAAAAGAGAGUCAUGAGGGAAAUGGGGAACGCCCGAAAAAGGGGAGAGUGAGAGACAAGGCAAAGAACAUCCUUAAACAUGCUGGUAAAUCUGUUGGUGGUGGCAUAAAGAAAGCGGUGUCGCGGAAGUCAUCAGGAAAAUCUAAAGGGGAGCUAGAAUCAUCAGAGACAGAGAGAGUGAGCUCCAUGGAAUCUGAUUCUUCUGAUGCAGAAUCUCAACCUUCAUCAAUUGAUUCACCUCUAGUUGUAGCACCUUCAGUUGGCAACACUUCCUUAGCCAGCUCUGGUAUUGAGAGUUUUGACACCACAAUAAAGACUAGUGGACCGGUAGAUAGGGAAAGCAUUAAAGCUCCAGAUGAGCUAGGAGGGAACGCAAAAGACAAUCAUGCCUUUGGUCAGACUUCAAGUUUCAAAAGUUUCGAGUUAGACCAAUGAAACGAACUCUGAACAUGUUAGAGGGCAGUUUUCUCAUUUUCCCCCUUGUACAGUCUUUAAGCAGAUUGAUGUUCUUAUUCCGUUUUACUUGUAUAUGCUGUUACGUCCUGCCUGUAAUAGCUUCAUGUAGGCUAAAGCAAACUGUACCAUAAGGUUCAAUGUGUCUACUUUUUUCAAGUUCUGUAAAAUGUAAAUCAUGAAAAUUUUGGAAAGGUCAAUUUUUAAUAUUUACUUUCCUUGUUGGAUUCCUCUCCA
Nicotiana attenuata is the source of this 2973-nucleotide messenger RNA. Its product is annotated as C2 domain-containing protein At1g53590-like. NCBI's taxonomy places the organism in Eukaryota, Viridiplantae, Streptophyta, Magnoliopsida, Solanales, Solanaceae. The transcript has 12 exons. Gene Ontology annotation, molecular function: lipid binding. Bases 490 to 2718 code for a protein of 742 amino acids. The record is from RefSeq and is a predicted model, not a curated record.